CGGCCGCGGCGGUCCAUUGUCACAUGUCGAUGACAGCAUGUAGCAGGAAGGGCGACAUUCUUGCAUGUGUUGCACCAUAGACCUGAAGGUUGCACGUCUACAUGAAGAUUUGCCCAUUAGGCACCAAGCCAUGUUGUUAUGAAUAUAUAAUGCCAUGGAGAAAGGAAUGGACAUGUGGUGAUUCGUGAUGUUUUUGUGAUCAAAGCAGCUGAGCUAGGCUUGUACAACAAGACUUAGCCUCAUCUAGGUCUUGUCAUGCUUGUGGUUGGUUGUUUUUGCCUACCACAGUCCUGACAGUUAACAAACUAGAAUGGAGAACAAGGCAUCUGCUUGCGUCUUCUCGUUUGGUGUGAUUUCAGACAUACAGCACGCCGACAUAGAGAACCGCCUCAAUUACUCGCAGACAUGCAUGCGGUACUAUCGCAAUGCCUUGGCACUGCUUAAGGAAGCGGUGGACCACUGGAUGGACGGUGACACCUCAGCGAUUCGGCCGGAUUUUGUCGUGCAGUUGGGUGAUGUUUUGGACGGCUUCAACAGCGAGGGAGGCAAGGAUGAAUCACUGCGCAUCCUUGAUGUGAUCUUGAACCAGUUUGACAGGCUUCCCUGCACUGUCCACCAUUUAUUUGGCAACCACGAAUUCUACAAUUUCAGCCGGGUGGAACUCAUGAACAGUCGGCUCUUCUCAGGGGCCAAGUUCGAAACCACUGCGAGAGACUCUGAGUGUGAGUGUUUUCCGGAAGACUCAUUGUCCGCUGGCAAGUCCAGGGCAGGAGGGCUUGCAACGUACUACCACUUCAGCCCUGCUCCCGGAUUUCGUGUGGUGAUACUGGACUCGUACAGUAGAAGCAUUAUAGGGCACAACGACAUGUGCCCCAUCGGUCAGGAGUCACUGCGUCUUGUGCGCUCCGUCAACAAGAACGAGAUUCUGAAUUCUCCUCUGGGCUUGAAGGUCUCCGAGAAGCGUUUUGUCGCAUUUAAUGGAGGGCUCGGAGAGAAGCAGAUGGCAUGGUUGGAAAAUGUCCUAGAAGGAGCAUGUCUUGCCAAGGAAAAGGUCAUUUUGUUUGGCCAUAUUCCGAUCUACCCAAUACACAGAGAUCACACGUGUCUUCUUUGGGACUACCAAGAGGCUCUCAAGUUAGUGCGCUCCUCCCCCUGCGUAGUUGCUUUGUUUACGGGCCACACCCAUAGCUACGCCUACACCGUCGACGAGAUGUCGGGGAUCCACUUCUUGAACUUCCCUGGCGUGGUGGAGAUCCCACCAGGUGGUAACGGCUUUGGGACCAUUGCGGUGUACGGUGACAGACUCGUCCUUCACGGAGUUGGUCAUGUUGACGAUGUCGUGAUGAAGUUUCCCGAGCAGUCAAUGUACCAAGAUUGAUUUUGGACAUGUAUGACACGUCAUCAACCAGCAACCCACAGUGUUGGUACAACCAGAAUGUCAUCAUGGGCUGUUGGCUUUCAACAGGUAUUAACCGUGGCAUCAUUAAUGCAACAGCUAACCACCCACCCACAUCCAAUCCACCUGGAUGACCUUUGUUUCAAUAGAUCUCUUUCAUCCCUCUUGCUUUUUCACAUGUACCAUUCAAAGCAAAGUAGCUGGAAGGAAAACAGUCUGAUCCAUUUUGUUAGUACUUAGAGUUAUUGCCAGUGGGUCUAAAGGGAACAAGACAAACCUGGCAGCAUUGUGAUAAAGGCCUAUAUAAGGUAAAUAUUUAAACGCCCUGUGUGCAGAAUAAUACAUGUGCACAUGUGAGCCAUGCCCGUUGAGAGGGGGUGAGCAAGGUGGGGGAACUGCAGUUUUCCUGUCAUUGAUAUACCGGUAUUUAUGUAUUUAACGAGAAACUAAAUUAUGGGUAUUUUGUGUUUAAAGUAAAAGGUAUUUAGUAUUUGAAGAAAUUGGUUUUUUUUUGUGCCAGAGCAACUUUCCCCUACUGCUAAACUUUUAAAACUUACAGUAUGAACAUUUUUAUAUAGAAUAUUGGGGAGAUUAAUUGGCCUGUUUAGGGUCUCAAUCCAGAGGACCAAAUUUAAAAAUAUUAAUCUUGAAACCCAGGACGAUGGAGAUGAACCUGAAUAUCUUGGAAACCUGUGAGGUGUUAGCUAAACAUGGUGGCCUCUCACUGUCUGUGAGCUUUGUUCAUUAGAUUGUCAUUGUACUUGAUGCUCCCUGGAUCCACUUUUCCCAAUGAAGCCUGUUAAGCUGCAAGUUCUGUUGUUGUCUUACUUUGAAAAGACAUUUUUCAUUUGGACAAUAAAGGUGGCAUGACUUUUUAAUGCACAUGUAUGGUUUGGAACCGCCAAUGGGAGCACAAGUUUGGUAAGUCAUUGUAUGCCCCCAUUGCAUUGAUAUUUGUUCCCUCACAUACAUGUACUUGUAUUAGGUUUUUCAUAUUUUUUUUUUGUUUUCAGAGAAUGCCUAGCCAUUAAUGAAAGAUGGCCGACUCCUGAAUGAAAUCAGUUUCUCAUGAUUUGUGCAUAUAGGAGCAAGAUUCAGCAAGUUCUCUUAAUUGCAGUUUGCCCUUGGUUUUUUUUUUUAACUUCUGAUUAUUGUUUCCUUUAAGUCAAGUGUGAAAUGAAUCGAGGCCAAGCCACUUUUUUAUUAUCAUUAGGGUGUAUUUUGCUGUGAAUAAUAAACUAUACUUUUUAACAACAUGCAUGUAUACAUAGUAUGCAGAAAAUUGGCAAAACUGUUGUUCAAAUUGCAGGAUUUCCUUCCAGUCUUGCCCUCAGGUGUUUUAUCUGUAUCAAUUAUGCAGCAAACGUGAAAAAUUACAUGUUACAUUACAUGUUUUCCUAUACAAUAUACUUGGAAAGUAAACAUGUAUUACCUUACAAUAACUAAGUAGGAUUUAAUCCCAGUGUGAAAUCAUAUCUUUGGAGAUUGGAUACAUUUUAAAACUAUUUUUAAAACAGCAGUUGUGUACUAUUUUAAGAAGUUCAGCUCUUCUGUAGUGAAGUGAUUUAUAGCCUGAAAAGCGUAAAAUUGAACACAUUUCAGAGAUUUAAGUCAUCUUAUUUUUGCAGGAUUUUAAGAAUGUGGUGUUUCGAGUUUUACUGCAUGUGGGCUCGAAAUAUGAGUAUAUCGAAGAGAUGAAAUUUGCUGUCAAAAUUGCCAGAGCUCCCUUUAGUCUUAGUAAAGGUAAUUUGUAUUGGCACAUGUGCACAACCACACCCAUGGGAGCACUUUUUUUUCUAACAAAGACACACACCCUUAUGGAGCACAGAGCAAUGUGGAUGAAGUUUUUGCAAUAUUGGGAUUCGCCAAAUGUAAAACUUCAUUCUGAGUCGACAUCAAGCUAGGUGAUAUAAUCAUGUGUAACCUUACCAUGUUUACAUUAUUGUCUUCAAAAGUGGUGCUCAUUAACACCAACAGGUGUGCCCACGAUGAUGACUGUGCACACAUGCAAUAUUAUGUAGCUUCAUAUAUCACUUGGGCCUGGUUUUACAGACUUGUUCUUUGUAAAUUGUUUCUGAAUUUCAUGUGACAAAAUGUACUGCUGAAUAAAUCUGUCUGUGCAGCAGUGGCUUGAGCUUUGCUGAUGAGCGAGAAA
Messenger RNA from Acanthaster planci (crown-of-thorns starfish), 3551 nucleotides. Its product is annotated as manganese-dependent ADP-ribose/CDP-alcohol diphosphatase-like. NCBI's taxonomy places the organism in Eukaryota, Metazoa, Echinodermata, Asteroidea, Valvatida, Acanthasteridae. Gene Ontology annotation, molecular function: manganese ion binding; 2',3'-cyclic-nucleotide 2'-phosphodiesterase activity; CDP-glycerol diphosphatase activity. The record is from RefSeq and is a predicted model, not a curated record.